AUGGAUGCUGAAGGCGAACCAAUGGAGGUUGAUGGCGAACAAGCCGAAGAUGGCCAACAAGCCGAACAAGCUGCAAUUGAUGAAAAUAGAAACCGCAUCGACGCAUUCCGUGCCAACGCUAAUCGCCGCAACGUUCGAACUGUGACCCGGAACUGUAAACUGAGAACCGUUCUUAAUGAUGAUUAUCGAGAGCUACGGCAUCCACUGCGAACGUUAGCAGAAGACUACACAGUGGUGAGACGUGAUACUUUUGACUUGGUGAACAUGGACGUGUUACGUUGGAUUCAAGAAGGAGCAGAAGGCACGCCGUGUCCUGACAUAUUGAACCAGGGUUACUGGAGGAAAGCGUUUACCUUGUGCACAUUACCUCCCACCCAUACCGAGGAAGCUACAGAGCCACAUUUUUUGCACCUUAUCCAGACCUUCAAUUGGUGCUUUCAACGAUCUCGGUUGCUACAUCCAGAUGAUUUCGCGGAGGAUGACCCCGAUCGACCAGAUAUACCUCAGCCACUAUACGAGCCGCCCGACUUCAAUUCACCCACGUUGAGAAGUCGUCUUGCUGAUUUAUUCGCAAGAGGAGAAGCCAUACCGGCAAUCAAGAACCACCUAGCUCUCAACCCCCCAAAAUAUAUGAAGCAUACCUUCACGGCGUAUUUUUACGAUUUGCAGAAUCGUAUUGAGCCCAAUUUGCCGCGACAGCCGCAAGCAUUUGCGAAUGUAAUGGUGAGGCAUUUGCUGAAUCACGACGAGCCGGCAGAUGUUGACUUUGAUGACCUUCCAGUGGCUCUAAGAGCUGAUUUUCGGGUGUAUUAUCAAAACCAUUUUGAAGAAUUUGAACGAUGUUUUGCUGGUUACAAUCUCACUGAAGUUGGCAAGAGCCCUGGACGUCGUGUCAAUGCCGCUUACAUUCCGGGUGCAUUGCGUUAUCUUACUGGGAUUUUGUUUCAAGAAGCGGAGCGGCUUGACAGCCAACGAUGGACCGUGCUACCUAUAGGCAAGCUGCAAAUCUCAUUCGUACCGAUCGAUAUCAGAGUGCUAUAUUGGGUCUGCCGUCUUGCCCAUGGAAAUGCCUAUGGAAAUGAAAACAUUGUAUUCGAAGCUCCUCCUGCGAUAAGGCGUGAUACUCCGGGACCAGGAGGAGUAAUGUUUAUUCCACAAAAUAUCAUAGCUGGAAACACAAAUCCCUUGUUAAAGGAGCAAUUCUUUGAGCAGCUUUUCAACCUCGAUCCUUUGUCUAAAAGGCGAAUGCGAUAUUCUCCAGAAUACGUUUUCAAUCCUGAUGUCGAACCCAUAACAUUCAAAUUCUCCCUGAACACGGAUGGUGUACGCGUUUGCUUCCAUUUUGUCCGCGCUUUGGUCUCACUGCAGGGUGAACGUAUGCCAGACACUUCCGCUGAUGUGCGGUAUUAUGCAAGAGAGUUAAACCUAACAAAUUGGCAUCGUGGGAUGUACCACUUGAACAAAGAACCAGGCGGAUUGGACGCAGAGCGUUUGCAAGGAACCAGAAUUGUCGGAAUUGAUCCUGGCAUAAGAGCAAUAAUUACAGGCACCGAUACUACACAGCAUUUGGAAGUUCGACAAACAAGACAACAGCACGUUGUGCAAAUAUCCAACAAGGAGUACCAACAUCGCUCUUUAUCAAAUUGGAUAAGACAAAAAACCUUACACAGCCGUAUCCAUAGCCCAGAUGAUAUGGCGACUCAAUAUUUGGCUCUAAGCGCGUUUCCCGCUCGCACAUGCGAUCUACAAAACUUUUUGGAUCACGUGCAUUUGAGAUCGUUUCUUCACAACACUUUGCAUAAUUUUGCGUGCCAUUAUAGGCACAGGGAGCAACGAUGUACAACCUUUUCAGCACGUGUAUCAGCUCAAGAAUCUAUAGUCAACCAGAUUCUUAAUAUGGAAGAUCCAGAGGAUCUACGCGAUCUUCCUUUCAAUCAUCGAGAUAUGGGCAAAAGGCAACGCAAACUAACCAGGCGAGCAGCACGUGCCCAACGGCAACUUGUUCAAGAUACCACCAUGAAAGAACCAGAGGCUGACGUCGAGACCAUUGUUGCAUAUGGAGCUGCGCGUUUCGGUGCUACAAGUAAAAGGCACCAAGCAGUACCUGUGGAGACCCUCCGAGCAAGGAUUGCACGGCGUGCUCUUCUCAUUUUGGUCGAUGAAUUCCGUACCAGUGUGACAUGCCACGUAUGUAAUGGCCGUUUGCAACAAUUUCGCGAGCGACAGACGUUGGUUUGCCAACACAACAAAAAAUACAUCCGUGAUUUUCGUAAUGCUCCGGUUUAUGAUGAUGAAGGUCAUUAUAUUGAAGGCACAUGGACACGUGGUAAACCUCGUCAAUGGUGUAUGGAUGAAAAUGGUGCACGGCUACACUGGACCUCUAUUUGCCCUGGUCGAGAACAAGUGCAUGAUUUCCGCAACAAAGUGUAUGCUUUGAAGUGGUGUCCAAACUGUCAAUUUGUAUUCGAUCGCGAUAUUAAUGCAAGUACAAAUAUCCAUCGCAUUUUCGAACUUUACAUGGCAAACGAUGGCGGCAUUGAGUCUCGACCCGCUGCAAUGAGCCGUGGACAAGUACAAGAAGUAGUUAACGAAGUUGAAGAAGAAGAUGAACUCGAGACGGAUGACGACGACGAGGAGCUACUGUAA
This is a messenger RNA of Lichtheimia ornata, 2646 nucleotides long. RefSeq lists its product as uncharacterized. Lineage: Eukaryota; Fungi; Mucoromycota; Mucoromycetes; Mucorales; Lichtheimiaceae. The coding region runs from base 1 to 2646 and encodes 881 amino acids. The record is from RefSeq and is a predicted model, not a curated record. The transcript is spliced from 17 exons.